AUGGAUCCUCAAAAUUCCCAGGCUGCACAGCAGUCCCGCCAAAGACCUGUCUAUGAUCCCAGCCAAGGUGGACAUUACGGCGCUUCCGCUCAACUCGCGUCACAGGGUUUUGCGCCAAGUGAGCUGUAUACUGGACCAUGGGCCAAUGCUCAUCAAGGUCUAACCGGCCAGUACAAAGACAUCCUGACGACCUAUUGGCAACACACCAUCUCACACCUCGAAAAUGAUACUCAUGAUUACAAAAUCCAUCAGCUCCCGCUGGCCCGCAUCAAGAAGGUCAUGAAGGCCGAUCCCGAAGUCAAGAUGAUCUCUGCUGAAGCACCCAUUCUCUUCGCCAAAGGUUGCGAUAUCUUCAUUACAGAGUUGACAAUGCGGGCAUGGAUUCACGCGGAGGAGAACAAGCGCAGAACUCUCCAGCGCUCCGACAUUGCAUCCGCAUUGGCAAAGUCCGACAUGUUCGACUUCCUAAUCGACAUUGUUCCCCGCGAAGAGGCCUCCUCUCACGCCAAAAGGGCAACCCAGACUGCUGCUGCUCAACCAUUGCCAGCUGGUCAGGCUCAGAUGCCAGGACAGCAUCCCAUGGCACAAGCGCCUAACCCAGGCCAUCCAAUGGGCGCGGAGUACAUGCCUAGCCAUGGCAUCGCUCCUGAGCAAGACUAUCGCAACCCAGCCAAUAUGUACCCCGACCAAUCAGUGCCCAACCCUCAGGCCGCUUAUGGACAGGCCCAGCAGCCCAACAUGAACCCUUACGGAGCCAUGGGCGACAUGUAUCCGUAUCCCGGCAUGGCACCUCAGCAGACUACUAUGUCCAAUGAGGAAUUUGGGGAGCAGUAG
Molecule: messenger RNA, 834 nt
Organism: Fusarium pseudograminearum CS3096
Lineage: Eukaryota; Fungi; Ascomycota; Sordariomycetes; Hypocreales; Nectriaceae
Exons: 5
Coding region: 1-834 (277 amino acids)
Biological process (GO): regulation of DNA-templated transcription
Cellular component (GO): nucleus; CCAAT-binding factor complex
Molecular function (GO): protein heterodimerization activity; DNA binding; DNA-binding transcription activator activity, RNA polymerase II-specific
Source: RefSeq, a predicted model, not a curated record